AGACCAAGUGCUGGUCAUUGCUUAUUGCUUUAAAACCCCUAUCUAUACCAAGUUUUCUUGCAGCAAUGAGAGAUAAGCCCCCAUUUCAGAAGAUUAAUGGAGUUUCAUUGAUUUUCUGAGAGAACUAGCCUAAUUAAUCUAGUUCAAUGCCUGUAGCCACCUUUUUCCCUUAUCUGCUUUACGCCUUUUUUGGUCCAUGCUGCUCCAAUUAUUUACAAAAAUCCAUGAAAAAUUAAGCAUGUGCUUAAUAGCCCAAAACCAAAAACCAGGAAAAGUAAUCAACAUUUGAAAACUCAAUAGUUGGUCAAGGUCUAUUUCACAGGAUGAACAUGGUUUUUUUCCCCACAUUUCUUGUCCUAUUUCCCUUCUCUAUAUAUAAACAGGCAGUGCAAAAUGAUAAAAAUCGACAAAAUAGAACAUGUGAAACAAACAUAACAAAAGAAACUUAAACGCUGGACAAAGACAAUUUUGAAAGUAGAAAGGUACUUUUCUAUGAUAAGUCUAUGGCCUUGCUGCUGGACCAACAAUUUUCCUUCACGUUUCUUCUGCUAUUACUGUUUUCUAAUGGACUUGUUUUGGUAUAUAUAUGCAAGAUUUGUACACCGUAGUUAUCAAAUUAUCCAUUUCCAUUUUCUUGCUAAAUCAAGACAUUUCUCCAAAGGCAAAAAAAGAAGAGGGUAUCAUCACUAGGGACGACCUGAGUAACACAAAAAAAUGAAUAAUCACGGCGUUGGCUUGAGCUUGAUUGGAUUGCUGAUGGUGGCAAUGACAAUUCUUGAGGGUGCAAUUGCAGCUGACUAUACAGUGGGUGACAAUUAUGGUUGGGAUGUUCCCCCCAAUAACUCCAGUGACUACUAUCCUAGCUGGGCGAACAGAUAUGAAUUUAAGGUUGGAGAUACAGAAGUAUUCAACUGGACUGGGAAUCACACAGCAGCUCAAGUAACAAAUCAGGCUGAUUUUGAUAGCUGCAAUAGAAGCGAUGCAGAAAUAAAGCUAGACGGAGAAGCAGGAGUAAGGGUGCCGUUCACAACAGAGGGCAUCCAUUACUUCAUAUGCACUGUUGGUACUCACUGUGAGCAAGGCCAGAAGGUGGCUUUCAAUGUUACAGCUGAUGUAUCAUCUGUUCCCAAACCACAUCCCACCGUGUUCGCCUUAGCCACACUAAUCUCUCUGCUUUGGCCAUCCUUUUGCUGAUUCAUUGAAAUGUCCUUGCAGCGUCCAUUGCUGCAACCCACAGUUAAAGUAGAGCCAGGAGACAAAUUAUAAUUGAUUUAUUUUACAAGGAUUGGAUUAUAAUAAAGCUGUUAUCCUGUAAGUAACGGCCAUGUUUUUAGCCUACUAUGUCUCAUAUAUGUUUUCAUAUCUAAUGAAAUAAUGAUCCGAUUGGAAAUUUCUCUACAUGUACCAAAAUCAUGUCCCUCCCUUACCAUAAUUAAUUAAUUAUGAC
Durio zibethinus is the source of this 1447-nucleotide messenger RNA. RefSeq lists its product as uncharacterized. The record is from RefSeq and is a predicted model, not a curated record. Gene Ontology annotation, cellular component: plasma membrane. Gene Ontology annotation, molecular function: electron transfer activity. Lineage: Eukaryota; Viridiplantae; Streptophyta; Magnoliopsida; Malvales; Malvaceae.